Messenger RNA from Diprion similis, 2583 nucleotides. RefSeq names its product protein CBFA2T3 (gene nvy). Gene Ontology annotation, molecular function: transcription corepressor activity. The coding region runs from base 10 to 2529 and encodes 839 amino acids. The transcript has 7 exons. Gene Ontology annotation, biological process: negative regulation of DNA-templated transcription; DNA-templated transcription. NCBI's taxonomy places the organism in Eukaryota, Metazoa, Arthropoda, Insecta, Hymenoptera, Diprionidae. Gene Ontology annotation, cellular component: nucleus. The record is from RefSeq and is a predicted model, not a curated record.
CAAACGAUUAUGAAAAUGGACGUGCAGGAAGAUUCCUGCGGUAUCAAGAUCAAGGAAGAGGCCAAGGAGUGCUUGUCGCCGACCAGUACCACUCACGCGCCGUCUGUUACGGGGGCGAAUAACGCCCCCAAUGUCAACACCAUAAUCAGCUACACACCGGCCUCAAAACUCACACCGACGACCAACAACAACCCGGAACCUUCCCCGGUCAACCUGAACCUCAAACCAAGGAGCAAAGGUGGCAGCCAACCGUCAAAGGAACGAGUUUUGGAGGAAGCUCCAGUUUCCGCAACGACAGAAGCAAGAGCAAUAUCACCGGGUUCGCAAAGGACGUCGACGCAGUCUUCGAGCAUCACAAGAUCGUCAGGGGCCCACGAUGCGUGCAGAACCGGAGGUUCCAGGUCACCAGAAAGCGACAGUCCUCUGCCGCAGACGACGAAGCUGGAGAACGGAGAGUCCAUAGUCGGCAGGCUUUUAACCGUGAACGUCGUCCACGAGGAAGUGUCUCCAGGUGCGGUCAGCAAUGGCAUCGGUCCAUCCGGGGGUUCCGUGUCGCGUGUACCGCACGCCAAGCUCAAAAGACUUCUGGGGACGCUGGUACAGUUUGCGAGCGACAUUUCACCGGAAACCGGAGAUACAGUGCGUAGUCUGGUUCUCAGCGUUCUGAGCGGAUCCAUGACUGCUGAAGAAUUUCACGGGGCACUUCAGGACGCCACGAAUUUUCCCCUCAGAGGAUUCGUCCUUCCUUACCUGAAGCAUACUCUGCCGUCGCUUCAGAGGGACCUGACUAAUGCCGCUAGAGCCAACAAUCAGACGUCUGUGCAGUACCUGCGCUCAAACGAGGCAGCGGUUCUGGAGGCGGCAGGUUUCAGUCCUGGAGAGGCUGGAGAAGUCUUCGGAGAACGAAAUAGCGCCGGUUCAGGUUGCCACUUUCCUCCGUACAACAUCGCCUCGACGGGUGCCGCAAAUUCCAGCAACCCCAACAACUCCGGGGGCAGCACGGGUGCUGGACAAGCUCCCGGACUCCAUGGAGGUAAUCAACACUCUGGUGCAACGAGCAUUCAUCAUUAUCCUGGUCCGCCGCCACCGCCAUCAUCGCAUUCCUUGAAACGUCGAGCAUCCGACACACCGUACUACGAAAACGGAGCAGGACCUCUAUUCGACGACGGUCCUCUUUACGGUAAACGGUCAAUGAACCCGUGGUCCAGCCACCAUCCACUCCACCAUCAACGACAGCAGCAACAGCAGCAGCAACAGCAGGCAGACGCUUACUGCUGGUACCAUCCUCUUCAGAUCCCGGGUAACAGCGGAGGCUCGCUGCAGGGUCAUCAGCAGUCCUCGAUGCCGCCUUCACUCGUGCAAAUAAAUCAUCUUGCAGCAUCGUCGACUAUCUCAUCAGCGCCUCACCUAGUUCAUCAACAGCAGUGGGCCGUCAGCGGUAAUUCCCAGGGAGUUUCCGGUCUGCCGAACGGAUCCUGCCCCGCUGCAUCAGCCGCCCUUGACGACGAGUGGAAGAACAUCCACGUUAUGCUGAACUGCAUCCUCGGCAUGGUCGAGAAGACUAAACGAGCCUUGGCCAUCCUCCAGCGACGGGGAUGUCCUAGUCCAGCGACACCGGUGACGACGGUGACCACUUCCGGUAGCAAUUCGCAGAACAACGGACCGGCGAUAAACACCGGCUCGCAGUCGGAAUCUGGUGGAAACGACCGGGACAACAGUUUGAAACGCAUAUCAGGGGAGAUCGUCGCCCAAACUAUUCGAGCUACGGAGGACAGAGUAGCGGAAGUCCAACGGAGAGCUGUUUUUAUGCGGCACUCUGUGCCAAUUCGACCGAUGCAGUCUCUGACUGACCUCGAACGUCUUCAACCAAAGGUCGCGUCAAUUCCAAGCAUUAAUUUUACUCGUGCAGAGGAGGCGAUGCUCGAGGCUAAGCGAGCGGCUGUUGCCGAGGUUCAGCGCGCGAUUGCGGCCGCUGCUGCGGAGACGAGGGCGGCCGAGCGUCUUCGGGUCCAUCAUCGCUUCUUCGAGCCACCGAUGCAAAGGAGCCACGGAGCUCACGGUCACGGUCACGGAAUGGCACACGGACCGCUUCUCCGGGUUGUCGACACGACAACCUGCUCGACGACGACUGCGACGACAACCGCGACCACGACGACAGCGAGCAAUGCAAUAACCGGGGGAGCCAGAGACGAGGAGAUUAAGGAACCGCAGCCAACAGUCGCCGGAUCCAGUUGCUGGAACUGCGGCAGACAGGCGUUGGAGACCUGCGGUGGAUGCGGCAUCGCCAGGUACUGCGGACCUUUCUGUCAGCACCGGGACUGGGAGGCCGGAGGUCAUCAUGCAACCUGCAAUCCGCGACGGCCAACGCCACCACCUCCACCUCCUCUGCCCCCACCACCGUCAUCAAGAUCCGCUUCCCGGAGUCCGACGGCGUCGUCCGGUGGCACGGGAACAGUUGUGGGUACUUCCGGGUCUUCGACAACGGCUGCCGCCAAUACAGCGUCUGGUCAUCCAGGCAAGGGGAAAUGACGCAAUAACAGAAAAUAUGCCACUUUGUUACGUAGCGCUCGCAGAAAUUCGACG